Messenger RNA from Aedes aegypti (yellow fever mosquito), 2236 nucleotides. Its product is annotated as transmembrane protein 185B. The coding region runs from base 249 to 1301 and encodes 350 amino acids. The transcript has 6 exons. The record is from RefSeq and is a predicted model, not a curated record. NCBI's taxonomy places the organism in Eukaryota, Metazoa, Arthropoda, Insecta, Diptera, Culicidae.
AACGUCAAACCGUUUUGCUGGUUUAGCUCGAACGUGAACCAUUUUUUCUGACGACGAGUUUUCCACCAUCCGCACUCAGUCAUUUAGAACCGAAAGCAAGAGUGUGUGUUGUUUUCCGAACUACGGGUUUCCAUCGUCAGCAAAAAGUACAUAAAGUAGCAACGAUUCCCAGCUGUUUCCGGAUCGAGUUUUGUCUUUGUGGACCAGCAUCAUGAGCACCAACUGACCGUUCGUCACAUCCAGCAACGAUGAAUCUGCAAUCCUUGUUCCAGGACUUCAAUCCGAGCAAAUUCGUUGUACAUUGCUGUUUAUUCACUUUUACGGUUUUGUUCUGCCUGCGUUUGGAUGAAAUCAUAGAUUGGCCCUAUUGGGUAAUAUUUAUACCGCUAUGGAUAUGGAAGUCGAUAGCUACUUUAGGAGCAAUCGUUGGAGCCAUAGUAUGGUGUCGCUAUCCACACUACAGGGUCGAGGGAGAUUCCUAUUCCCACUUCAAGGCCAUGCUGAUAUCGCUGUCGCUCCAUCUAAUACUGUUGAUGUUCGAGCUGUUGGCCUGUGAUAGACUGACCUCCGGGAGGCACCUGUGGGUGCUGGUAUUUAUCCCGCUCAUCUUCGGUAGCGUUGCCAGUGUAGGAGCUUGCGUGUGGGCUGUGAAGCACGACCGAUCCUUUGAGCUGGAACUGUUCUGUGCAGUGAACGCGCUGCAGUUUGUGUUCCUGCCCCUCAAACUGGACGGAUUCGUUUCCUGGAGCUGGGAGGUGGUAUUCGUACCACUGUGGAUUGUCCUGUGCCUCUGCCUGGUGGCAGUGCUGUAUAGUAUAAUAUUCUGCGGCAUUCUCCUGCGAACACCGGAGGUUUCGCCGCAGCAGAAAAAGUCAGCUAUCAAUUCGGCGAUCGGCAACUGUGCCACCGUGCUUCCAAUCCUAGUGUUUCAGGUGCUGCUGGCGGACAAGCUGGACGAGGAUCUCGAUUGGCCGUUCAUAGCCGUGGCCGGACCAUUGCUGUUGACCCUGUUCGUGCUGAUCCUGUUGAGCUUCAACGCAAAAGGCGGCAAUAAAUGGUGGUUCGGCAUUCGGAAAAACUUCUGCCAGUUUCUGCUGGGGGUGGUUCCGUGCCUGCAGGAGUACGGCAACAUAUCAUAUCACACCGAGAGUGCCGGCCAAACGCAACCCCUGGACACGACGACCGCCCAGCUGGACGAGUUUGAAAAGUACGACAAAAAGGGCAAAAAGGCAGCACUGAACAAGAAGAACGAUCACCUCAAACCGGUGGUACCGAUCGUCAGUAUCGAUCUGCCGGAUUAGCCCGCAGAUUGGGGGAAGCUGAAGUCAGACUCUGAAAUCAGGUCCCUUAUUUUGGGUUGCAACACCUUCCUACUGUCUUAAGCUAUAAAUAGGCACAAAUUGUAUAGGAAAAAAGGAACAAACGACUCUACACACUAAUUUAUCGGAUCUGCUAGAAGUGGGGUGUAGCUUUGUGUGUAAUAUUCCUCCUCUCGACAGGAGGGAGCGCAAUUAGCCUAGAGUGGGAUGGCCUGCCACUUGAUGCGCGUAUUAUGUGAUUGAUGGAAAACUUCUUAAUUCAUUUGAAUUUAAACUCGCCAUAUUAUUUCAUUACUCUUAACCAUUUCAUAUCGCCGCCCAUCGUAAUCGUUUUCCACUGAUUAUUUGAAAGUUUUAUUCGACGAUCGGACGGUUUUCCGAUGGUUUUCUGAGAUCAUCGAACCACCCUAUUUAUUUAGCCGCUUAGAUUUAAACAUGAAAUCAUUUCGUCUCUACGCCAAUCGAACCACUUCGCAUAGGGUUUGCGAUUGAGAUUUUGCUCGUAAGUUAAGACACAAAACUCUUAAACAGAAUGCACUAUAGAGUUUAGAUAGGAAAUCAACGGAUACUGAAAUACAUAAACCCCACAAAUGAAAAGUGCGUUUCGUGUCCGUAUACAUUCACGUACGGUCCGCAGAUCGUACCGUUGUUGAAGCAUCUUGGUAACAAUACCUCGUAGUAGCGGGAGUUAUACUACUAUUAGCAAAUACUAUGGACAUAUUGUAACGCACAUAGACUAUGAAGACGGAAGAUAGAUGUAUCAUAGAAAACGUGUGUAGUCUAAUUCGGUUAUUUUUUGAGCUAGAGUACAUAUUUGGUAGUACCAAUUACAGCGCAAGAACAUUGUUGAAACGGAUAAAUCAAACGCAAAAAUGUGAAUAGAGAUUUGUAAAUAAAGUAUGAAAAACAUUCUUUUA